Adineta steineri is the source of this 1335-nucleotide messenger RNA. The record is from the annotation of a GenBank genome assembly. NCBI's taxonomy places the organism in Eukaryota, Metazoa, Rotifera, Eurotatoria, Adinetida, Adinetidae.
AUGAAUUUUAUAGGACAAACUACACAAUUACCUAAUUAUUCUUGUAGUGAAAAUAAUGCCUCUAUUCAGUUUAUAUUAUCUUCAUCAGCUCAUUCAGCAUGGAAUUCAACAUCAAACUGUUCUUUACAACAAUGUAAUACAAGCUUAAAUGGUAACAAUAAUUGUCUUUCAUCAUCAACACCUUGUUAUGAUUAUCGAACAAUAAAUAAUAUUAGUUAUUGCGCACCUGGUGUUUUAUGUUCAAUAUUAGAAAGAUGUGAUAAUAUUACACAAACAUGUUCAUCAAAUAAUUCAAUAUGUGUUAUUAAUUCAUGUUGUUCAUCACAAGCAGUAUGUUUACCAUUCUUAGCAACACAAAUAUGGUGGUUUUCUACUGGUAAUAUGACUAAUGCACGUUGGGGUCACACAGCAUCUGUAUUAUUAAAUGGAAAAGUUUUGGUCACUGGUGGGAAUGAUUAUAGCGGUCUUCUAAAUAGUGCUGAGCUGUAUGAUUCAUCAACAGGUACUUGGAUAACUACUGGUAACAUGACUGAUACACGAUAUUUUCACACAGCAUCUAUGCUAUCAAAUGGAAAAGUAUUAGUUGCUGGUGGAGGUACCAAUGGUGCUGAGCUGUAUGAUCCAUUAACAGGUACUUGGACAACUACUGAUAGCAUGACUAAUGCACGAUAUUAUCACACAGCAUCUGUAUUAUCAAAUGGAAAAGUAUUAGUUACUGGUGGAAUUGGUAAUACCGGUUAUUUAAAUAGUGCUGAGUUAUAUGAUCCAUCAGCAGGCACUUGGACAACUACCGGAAGCAUGAAUAAUGCGCGAGGUUACCACACAGCAUCUAUAUUAUUAAAUGGACUAGUAUUAGUUACUGGUGGAUGGAAUGGUAAUUAUUCAAAUAGUGCUGAGCUGUAUGAUCCAUCAACAAGCACUUGGACAACUACUGGUAGCAUGAAUAAUGCGCGGGGUUACCACACAGCAUCUAUAUUAUCAAGUGCACUAGUAUUAGUUACUGGUGGAAUUGGUGUUGGUGAUUCAAAUAGUGCUGAGCUAUAUGAUUCGUCAACAAGUACUUGGACAACUACUGGUAAUAUGAAUAAUGCACGAGAUUCUCACACAGCAUCUGUAUUAUCAAAUGGACUAGUAUUAGUUACUGGUGGAGAUGACAAUAGUGUUGCCUUAAAUAGUGUUGAGCUGUAUGAUCCAUCCACAAGUACUUGGACAACUACUGGUAGCAUGAAUAGUGCACGAGAAAAACACACAGCAUCUGUAUUAUCAAACGGAAAAGUGUUAGUUACUGGUGGAUAUGGUAAUACUGGUUAUUUAAAUAGUGCAGAAUUAUAUUAA